CGUUUUGCGUGGAUGUGGAUGUUGUGCCUCCUCCCUUUACCGUUUGUGGUUGCCUAAAAAUAUAAACAAAAAUGGAAUGAAUGAAAACAUGUAAUUUUAAUAUUUAUUGGAAAAGUUCUUUAAACAAUUUCAGUAGUCUACAAUGGAAGAUUUAACAAGUGUCUGUUGCAUAUGUAUAAAAAACACCGAAACCUUAAUAUUAAUAAACAAACCCGACUCCAACAAUAUAAAAUACAUCAAAAAACUAGUGUUGUGUGUUCCUAAUGAAACAUGGAAAUCGCAUCAUCAAAUUUGCAAUCCAUGCAUUUCUCAGCUGGAUGCAGCAUACAAAUUCGUCCAAUGUUGCAUAGAGAGUGAAAAAUUUCGUAAGAAAGACUCAAAUAGUCUUAAACCUAAAGAGGAAUUAUUCACUUGUGACGAUUGUGGCAAAUCGUUUAAGCAAAAGCAGUAUUUAAGUCAGCAUAUCACUAAGCUACAUGUAAAUAAAAGGCAAAGUGAAAACAACAAGCUCAAGAUAGAAGUAGAACGAAAAGAACAAGUCGAUGUUGGCAAAAAUAUUAAAUCAGAAGACAAUAUCUCGAUGAAAAAGGAAGCUGAAGAUAGCGAACAUUCAGUGGACGAAAAACAUGUUAAAACCGAAGAGUCAGAUCAUAGUGAUAGUGACGAUUUAGAAGAUAAUACAAAUGAAAACGACGAUAGUUAUAGUGAAAAAUCUGAAGUUGGUGAAGAAUCUGAAGAAAAAUCACAGCUAAGGAGAAAAGGGCACAAGAGAGUACCCCUAACCUGUAACUUUUGUGAUGAAAUAUUCGUCAAAAUACAAGACUUGAUGCUGCAUGUCCGAACAAAUCACGGUACCGAAAAACCAUUUGCUUGUGAUCAGUGCGGUGCCAAAUACAUGAACAAAUACAGUCUGCUAAUCCAUUCAAGAAAACACACAAAUGAAAAACCAUUCAUCUGUGCCACUUGUGGCAAAAGUUUCGUUUCUUCAGCGGACUUGAACCAUCACACAAAAAUUCACAACAACGACCGCGCCUAUUCCUGUCUUAAGUGCAACAGGAGCUUCAAAACUCACAGCAACUUGCGAACUCACAGACUACAAAUGCAUUUAGAUCCUGCCGAAUGGAAGUUUCCGUGUACCUUGUGCAGUAAAAAGUUUCCUAUAAAGGGAAAUUUAAUCAAACAUUUGAAGAGGCAUGCAGGAAUUAAGGAGUUCGUGUGUCACAUUUGUGAAAAGAAGUUCUUAAAUAAGGCUGAGCUUAUGUUGCAUUUAAACACUCAUACUAAUCAGAGAUUAUUCAAAUGCAAUAUUUGCAGUAAGGAUUAUAAGAAUAGAGAGGGUUUAAGGAGGCACAUGAAAGUUGUGCACGAUCAAGGCAAUUGGAAAGCUCCGAAAAUUGAAAAAAAAUACUUGUGUCCAAUGUGUCCCAAAAUUUUCGCUUUUGGUAAUAAAUUACAGAGGCAUAUUUUUACGCAUACUGGCGAAAAGCCUUUUGAAUGUGAUUAUUGUCAGAGGAGGUUUAUUGACAAAUAUGGCAGGAAGGUGCAUUACAAAAAGGAUCACAAUAUAGAGUAUGUUGGGGAUGAAACUAAAGUUUUUUAAGCAUAAAAUGACGUUUGUAUUCCAAGUAUUUAGUUUUUGUUCACUUGUAUAUAGUUUUUUUUUUUAUACGAUUUCACUUUUUAUCAAGCUUUUUACAAUAAAAUUUAUAUAUUUAUGAAUU
Messenger RNA from Ceutorhynchus assimilis (cabbage seed weevil), 1721 nucleotides. The record is from the annotation of a GenBank genome assembly. NCBI's taxonomy places the organism in Eukaryota, Metazoa, Arthropoda, Insecta, Coleoptera, Curculionidae.